Molecule: messenger RNA, 656 nt
Organism: Nycticebus coucang (slow loris)
Lineage: Eukaryota; Metazoa; Chordata; Mammalia; Primates; Lorisidae
Gene: SMIM40
Product: small integral membrane protein 40
Exons: 2
Coding region: 1-243 (80 amino acids)
Source: RefSeq, a predicted model, not a curated record
AUGGCAGAGGAGGAAGGUGAUGUGGAUGAGAGGGAUGUGUUCCUGGCUUUUGCCCAGGGUCCCUCUCCCCCCAGAGGCCCCCUACGACGCACCAUGGACAAGGUCUUCUUUAUUUUCUUGGCCCUCUUCUUGACAGUGCUGAUGCUGGAGGCUGCUUAUAAGCUGCUGUGGUCGCUAUCAAUGGCAAAGUUUGCCGACUGGCUCCUGUGGACACCUCAGAAGGAGGAGGAGCUGGAAUUGUGACCACUGAAUAAACAUCUUCACCUUCUGCCAUAGAGCUCUCCCAGAGAAGAAGAGGCGAGAUCUUAAGUAUUUUGUGAUUCCCAUUUCGACUCACAGCCCUCACAGCCGCAGUUUGCACAGAUUCUCCUCAAAGUUCCUGCCCCAUCAUCGCCCAUCCUCCCGCGCUGGACCUCAAAGAUAAAGCACGGCCUCCGGAUGAGCACUGCGGGUCCUUCAAGGUCCCUCCUCCUCCAGAAAAGGAGCAGAACCAGUCAGGUGCCGCCGAUUUGGUUGGCCAUUAGUUUUGUGGUGUAGCUUGAAAGAAAAAUCAACACCAGCAACAAUAAUAACACUUUUGUAUAGCGCGUUGUGCUUAUUUGUAUGCAUGUGUUAUAAUUUAAAGAUCGGGAUAUGUAGCACUUGGUAGAAACAGC